Molecule: messenger RNA, 3435 nt
Organism: Myotis daubentonii (Daubenton's bat)
Lineage: Eukaryota; Metazoa; Chordata; Mammalia; Chiroptera; Vespertilionidae
Gene: ZAP70
Product: zeta chain of T cell receptor associated protein kinase 70
Biological process (GO): intracellular signal transduction; protein phosphorylation
Cellular component (GO): cytoplasm
Molecular function (GO): ATP binding; non-membrane spanning protein tyrosine kinase activity
Source: RefSeq, a predicted model, not a curated record
UGAGCCCACAACCUUGGUGAAUCGGGAUGAUACUCUAACCAACUGACCUACCUGGCCAGGGUCAACGUUUACUAUUAGAAGAGUUUUGGGCCUUUAUUUAGAAGUUUGGUAGUGUUUUUGUAGCCAUAAAUACGCCAUAUGAACUCUUGUUUAUAUCAAUUAACCUAUGGUAAAAUUGGGUCCUUGUACAUCAUCUCACUUAAAGUGUAGCUUCCAAGAACCUGUUAAUGACGUUACGUGAGGACUGACUGACCUUCCUCUCGGACCCAGUACCCACCCUUCCAUGUCCCUGGACCCUCCGGGCGGGCGGGCAGCCUUUCUCAGUCCACAAGAGCUUUCUUUGUGCCACUGCGUACAUGUGUGUCACUGAGAAAGGCACCCAGGCCCUGUUCCUGAACACAGCCUAUGCCUUGGGGCCUUGCUGGGCCCACCUUAGUGAGAAAUGAGCAGGAACUGCAGUGGGGAGACCAUUUUUUCAACAUUAUCAGCGCAUUCCCGCUGACCGGGAGCAGGCACACUCUGUCUUCCCUUUUAGUUGUCACACUGGAAGCAAGUGUCCUCACGGUCUACUUGGUGCCUCAUUUUUGUGCUGUUUGUUGGUGAUUUCAGUUUAACUGGCCCCCAAAUGCUGUCUAGUGUUCCUCGGUGCAAGACGGCUGUGAGGAUCCGUAUGGAAAAAUGCAAGUUACAUGAGCUUAGGGGUGUAGUGCUAUUGGCUGAGCGUUCAAUGUUAAUGAAUCUACAAUAGGAGGCGUCUUGCAAGGUCAUGUACUGCUCCGCUAAUGGAAAUGUGACCAGAGGCUCGAAGGAACCCACCCCUGCAUGUCCCCUGCAGCAGCGGUUCAGCCCCUGCUAAUCCCUGUUUGCACGAACUACAGAACUGCUGUGAACAAGACUGCACCAUCCAGCUGGCCAGCCCUCAGUCCCUGUUAUUACUUGAACGGCCUUCAAAGGAAACUGCAGUCAUAGUACCCACCUAAAAACUUCUGCACACAGAUCACUAACCAGGGUUUAAUAUUUGAUGGUUCUUUUUUACGGAGGGGUCCAAAUUCAAUGAAAUGAACAAAUCUUAAGGGUACCUUCUCAGAGUUUUAAGGAAUUCAGAAUCCUGUGGAAUCCAGUGUCCAGCGUCAUUACCCCAGGAAGUUGAAGGGUUUGGCGAGGCGCUAGGGCGCGCAGUUGGCGCGGGGCAGCGGCGGCGAUGCCGGACCCCGCUGCGCACCUGCCCUUCUUCUACGGCAGCAUCUCGCGCGCCGAGGCCGAGGAGCACCUGAAGCUGGCGGGCAUGGCCGACGGCCUCUUCCUGCUGCGCCAGUGCCUGCGCUCGCUGGGCGGCUACGUGCUCUCGCUGGUGCACGACGUGCGCUUCCACCACUUCUCCAUCGAGCGCCAGCUCAACGGCACCUACGCCAUCGCCGGCGGGAAGGCGCACUGCGGCCCCGCCGAGCUCUGCGAGUUCUACUCGCGCGACCCCGACGGGCUGCCCUGCAACCUGCGCAAGCCGUGCAACCGGCCGUCGGGGCUGGAGCCGCAGCCCGGGGUCUUCGACUGCCUGCGGGACGCCAUGGUGCGCGACUACGUGCGCCAGACGUGGAAGCUGGAGGGCGAGGCCCUGGAGCAGGCCAUCCUCAGCCAGGCGCCCCAGGUGGAGAAGCUCAUCGCCACCACGGCACACGAGCGGAUGCCCUGGUACCACAGCAACCUGACGCGCGAGGAGGCCGAGCGCAAACUCUACGCGAGCUCGCAGACCGACGGCAAGUUCCUGCUGAGGCCCCGGAAAGAGCAGGGCACGUACGCACUGUCUAUGAUCUAUGGGAAAACCGUGUACCACUACCUCAUCAGCCAGGACAAGGCCGGCAAGUACUGCAUACCCGAGGGGACCAAGUUUGACACGCUCUGGCAGCUGGUGGAGUACCUGAAGCUGAAGGCGGACGGGCUCAUCUACUGUCUGAAGGAGGCCUGCCCCAACGCCAGCGCCAGCGCCAGCGCAGGGGCCGCUGCUCCCACCCUCCCCGCCCACCCAUCCACGUUCACCCAUCCUCAGAGACGGAUCGACACCCUCAACUCAGAUGGAUAUACCCCUGAACCAGCCCGCCUAGCGUCCCCAGAGAAGCCGCGGCCCCUGCCCAUGGACACGAGCGUGUACGAGAGCCCCUACAGCGACCCCGAGGAGCUCAAGGACAAGAAACUCUUCCUGAAGCGCGACAACCUCCUUGUAGCUGACAUCGAACUUGGUUGCGGCAACUUCGGCUCCGUGCGCCAGGGCGUCUACCGCAUGCGCAAGAAGCAGAUCGACGUGGCCAUCAAGGUGCUGAAACACAGCACAGAGAAGGCGGACAAGGACGAGAUGAUGCGCGAGGCGCAGAUCAUGCACCAGCUGGACAACCCCUACAUCGUGCGGCUCAUCGGCGUCUGCCAGGCGGAGGCCCUGAUGCUCAUCAUGGAGAUGGCGGGCGGCGGGCCGCUGCACAAGUUCCUCACCGGGAAGAAGGAGGAGAUACCCGUGAGCAACGUGGCGGAGCUGCUGCACCAGGUGUCCAUGGGGAUGAAGUACCUGGAGGAGAAGAACUUCGUGCACCGCGACCUGGCGGCCCGCAACGUCCUGCUGGUGAACCGGCACUACGCCAAGAUCAGCGACUUCGGCCUCUCCAAGGCGCUGGGCGCGGACGACAGCUACUACACCGCACGCUCGGCAGGGAAGUGGCCCCUCAAGUGGUACGCGCCGGAGUGCAUCAACUUCCGCAAGUUCUCCAGCCGCAGCGACGUCUGGAGCUAUGGGGUCACCAUGUGGGAGGCCUUCUCCUACGGCCAGAAGCCCUACAAGAAGAUGAAGGGGCCCGAGGUCAUGGCCUUCAUCGAGCAGGGCAAGCGGAUGGAGUGCCCGCCAGACUGUCCGGCCGAAAUGUAUGCGCUCAUGAGCGACUGCUGGAUCUACAAGUGGGAGGACCGCCCGGACUUCCUGACUGUGGAGCAGCGCAUGCGGACCUACUACUACAGCUUGGCCAGCAAGGCUGAGGGCCCCCCGGAGAGUGAAAAGGGGGCCAAAGCUGCCAGUGCCUGAGCACCCCCGCCCAGGGCCUGCAGGCCCCUAGGCCCAGCCUUUCCUCUGUGCCUUCGGCCCCAUCCCAGGAUCCAGUGUGGCCGGGCCAGGCCAGCUCCUCCCCGCAGCUGGGCUGUGAGUGGGAAGCUGAGGCCGAGGCCCACACUGGUUAGGCAUGUCCUACCUGGUCACCCAUCCUUUCUGGCUGGCGGAGGAGGGAUGCCCUGAGAUGGGGGUGGGGUUGUGUAGCUUGGCCCUGGGCGGGUAUGUACUGGGGGGCCCUGAGCCGAGGGGUGCUUACAACAAGGACCCUCCUUUCUCGCCCUGAAGGGGAGGACUCUGGGAGUCCUCAGGUGGCAAGACCUUAACCAUGGAAUAAAUCAGCUUCUCUCUUG